Alosa alosa (allis shad) is the source of this 3591-nucleotide messenger RNA. RefSeq names its product occludin. The record is from RefSeq and is a predicted model, not a curated record. The coding region runs from base 392 to 2017 and encodes 541 amino acids. The transcript has 8 exons. NCBI's taxonomy places the organism in Eukaryota, Metazoa, Chordata, Actinopteri, Clupeiformes, Clupeidae. Gene Ontology annotation, cellular component: membrane; bicellular tight junction; transcription elongation factor complex. Gene Ontology annotation, molecular function: cis-regulatory region sequence-specific DNA binding. Gene Ontology annotation, biological process: positive regulation of transcription elongation by RNA polymerase II; snRNA transcription by RNA polymerase II; bicellular tight junction assembly.
CAGUGAUGCCUUUCACAACAUAAACAGAGGGAUCCCUGGGCAGACACCUGAUCCACCAUUCCAACUGUACCCCACCCCCCUCUCUCUCUUUCUCUCUGAAGAGUAACCAGACAGUGCAUCUCUUGUCUUUCCCCCUCUGUCUUUUAACUAUGCGACUUUUUUUCUUGUCAAAUACCAUGGCAACACAGCAACCCACCACUAGCAGUCUUGACUUUUCUGAACAACAAAGAGAAGAGGUUGGGGGAGGAGGUUCUGUACGUGAGGGGACGAGGCUUAGAUUGAAGACUUCAUGUAAAUCAUCUGUGCCAAGACUUUUGUGCUGCCUGAAUGCAGAGCUUUGCAGAGUCUCCAGAUAGCUCCUCAACACUGCUCCCACUUUCCUGUUGGAACCAUGUUUGAGAAAGACAACUACGACAGCCCCCCUGUGUACAGCCCGCCGUACAGCCCCACCAAUGGCUACGGUCCGCCGGCGAGUUUCCACGCCUCGAGGACCGAGCUGGACGCGUACCCAGCUCCCCCGGGAUCUUACUACAUCGAGGACAAGCCCCAGCUCUUCUACAAGCUGUUCUCCCCUCCGGGCAUCGUCAAGGCCAUGCUGGGCCUCAUCGUGGUGCUGUGCCUAGGCAUCUUCGCCUGCGUGGCCUCCACACUCGUCUGGGACAUGCAGUACAGCGGCUACGGGAUGGGGGGCUAUGGCACGGGAGGGAUGGGUUACGGUGGUGGUUACGGUUACGGCAGCGGCUACGGAGGUUACGGGAGCAGCUACGGGAGCGGCUAUGGGAGCGGCUACGGCUACUACAGCUCCUACCCAACACCGUACUCGGCUAAGACCAGCAUGAUCGCCAUGGCGGCCAUCAACUUCAUUGCCGCGCUGGGCUUAUUCGUGGCCUGCUUCUCUAAGAGCAACACCUUCCGCAGCCGCAAGUUCUUCCUAGUGGUGCUGGUGGCCAGUGCCAUCCUGGCCUUUCUGCAGGGCAUCAUCAACAUUGUUUACAUCGUGGGUGUCAACCCCAUGGCCCAGAGCUCAUCCAGCAUGUACCUCAACCCCAUGCUGAUGAUGUGCCAGAACAUGUACAGCACAGGGGUGUCCAGUAUGGGUGGAGUGGGAGGCUUCCCCAUCUACAACCAGUACUUGUACCACUACUGCUAUGUGGACCCACAGGAGGCUGUGGCAAUGGUUUGUGGCUUCUUAGUUGUCAUUGCGCUGGUGGUGAUCGCUGUGUUCGCCCACAAAACACGCAGCAAGAUUUGGCGCUAUGGCAAGCCCAACAUCCACUGGGACGAGCCACUGACCCGAGGACCAGAAGGCAGAGAUGUGGAGGACUGGGUGAACAAUGUUCAGGACACACAGAGUGUUCAGGACGCGCCCACGGUGGUGAUUUCUGAGAAAGCUGCACCUUUUCUGAGCAAAGCAAACAGCAUCAUUCUCUCCACCCCUCCCAAAGAUGAGAGUAUGUUCAGCACCGACACGUACAACAACACUGGGUAUUUUGACCGUUCCGUCAGCCGUCCAUCGGAGCACCUGUCCCAUGGUGGAGAGGUCAGCUCCAGUCCCUCAGAGGAGACCGCAGGGGUUCGCAAACCAUCCGCCAACCGGGCCAGGAGAAAGCGCCGCAACACAGACUUUGACGAGUCUCAGUACGAGACGGAGUACACCACAGGGGGAGAGACCAGCGAGAUGGACAAGGACAUGUGGGAGAGCAUGUACCCUGUGAUCACCUCGGACUCUCAGCGCCAUGAGUACAAGAGGGAGUUCGAUGCCGACCUGAAGCACUACAAGAACCUGUGUGCUGAGAUGGACGAUAUUAAUGACCAGCUGAACAAGCUGAGCCGUGAGCUGGACACGCUUGAUGAGGGUACCGGCAAGUACCAGGCUGUUGCUGAGGAGUAUAACCAUCUCAAAGACAUGAAAAGGAUGCCUGAAUACCAGUCCAAAAAGCAGCAGUGCCGUAAGUUAAGGCAGAAGCUUUUCCACGUCAAGCGCAUGGUGAAGAAUUAUGACCGCAAUCAGCCCUAAGAAUUUGUAGUCUUUUCCCCUCACCACUGUAUUAGACAUUUAAACGUUAUACACUCUUCAACUUUGGAUCUUUGUAAAGACAGAAGAAAAGUGACAACACAAAAGCCUCUGUGUAGAAGGCUUUACAACAUGACUAUAUGAGACCAAGUUCGUCUGGAACAUAGACCCCCAUAGUGCAGCUUCGUAGCUGAAUGACUGAAGAAUGAGGUGAUGACUCUCUUUCAUCUUUUGUCAUUCCACGCAAAGUUUUGGUGGCACCCACAUGACCAGCUCCCACAUCUCUCUGCAUAUACAAGGAAACUCUGUGUCAUGUGGAGAAGACUCACAAGACUUUUUUUUGUCCUCUGCCUCUACUACUACCACCUCUCCUCCCAUGCAAACCGUACUAUUGACGCCUCUGAGCCGUCGGGGUGUCCACACAAAUCAGUGUGGAUGUAUUAGCCUUAUCUGCCUCCCUUUACUGUGGGAGUCCUGGGUGUGGCAGGGAAAGGUUAACAUAAAGACAUCUCAAAAACUGAUAGGAGCUGGCUAGCGAUAUGCAGCGUUACUGUUUGCUCCAGAUACGGGAAUGGCCUCACUGAUAAAGCAGCAAGAGCCAAAAGACACAGAACAAAUGUUUGAGGUGGGUCGAGGAGGGCGUGCCGAGCCUGUUGAAUUGAACUCUAUCUGAGACUGAGACUAACCCUCUCCUUUGAGGAAGGGCACGUGAUUCCAUGCAGUGCCCAACAAUGUGUCUUCUCUUAACCAAAGGAAAGUGUCAUUUUGUUUAAUUGUCCUUAAUUUGUCUUUAUAAGUAACUAAGUAAACAUCAACAAUGGCACUUGGGGGCUUCAAGGUCAGUUGUGUUUGCUUAAGCUUACUGGGUUACCUGACCAAUCAUUAUUGUACAGGUGUAGCAGCCAUUGGCAUUAAGCUAUGUUUGGCUUAAAAGAACAUUUUAGCAUGUGAUCUUUGAUAUUUCUGCCGCAUCCCCGUAUUAAACAACUGUAAUGCGAUUGAGAAAGAACACUGGUUAAAUUGUGUGAUGAGCAUGGCCAAAUGACUCCUUCCUGAGUAUGAGAUGUGAGCAGUGGUCUUUCUGGCGUACUGUUAUGCAAAACUGAAAAAAAAAUUCUCCAAUUUGCCAGCCUUUCUGUUUCAUAAGCUCAUAUCCAACAGGGAGUAUAUGACUGUGAUUUUCUGGAUCAAAAGUCUGCUAUUUUAUGAUGGUGCCAAAAGUAUUUUUAUCUUAUCAUGGCCACACUAAUCAACAUGCUAAUAUGAAUCAAAAUGAAACACAUGUAGAUUUUCAUGCUGUUGAAAAUGAUUAUUUUUGUCUCUGCAUUACCAUCACUGAAGGUAUUGGCUUACUCACAUCACCUUUGCAUGAUGCUUUGUUUCUGUAUCAUUUCAUGAAGGAUUUUUUGUCAUUUGUAUAUUUUCAUGAAAUUUUCAUCUCAUUUUCAUAUCAUCUCAUUUUCUUUUUUAAAAUAUGAGUGUUAUUUUCUAAUGUCUGCAUUAGAAUAGCAUUUUGUCAUGUUAUGAUCAGUGUUUUGUAUCUAAUCUUUGUAAUUAAUAAAAAAGGAGGAAAACAA